AUGCUUGCAGGAGUCUUCAAGGUCGCGGCGUUGGCCCUCGCUGCUUUGCCCGUGGACGCCUUUACUGUCUCUCGAGACACAGCACCGGGAAACGCUGCGUGUGCGAACCUGACGGCCUCACUUGAGAGCAGUACAGUCAAACAGCCGCUCAGUCUAGCAUACGCUUCGAGUAGACAUGACUACUGGAACGCUAUUCAGAGCUCGUACACUCCAUCAUGCGUGGUAUAUCCCGAGUCGGCAAAAGACGUCUCGACUGCGUUGAUGGCCAUCAAAGGCGCAGGAUCACGUUUUGCGAUCAAGGCCGCCGGCCACAACCCCAAUACCUUCUUUUCUUCCGUUGACGAAGGUGUCCUGAUCGAUCUCAAUGAGAUGACUGAGAAAACAUACGACGCUUUCACGAACUUGGGCUCAUACCAGCCCGGCGGUACAUUCGGCGACAUCUACAACUACUUCGACCAGUACGGCAGGACCGUUGUCGGUGCUCGACUUGCCGGCGUUGGGACUGGACUGGCCCUCGGCGGCGGACUCAGCUAUCUAUCGCCUCAGUACGGCCUAGCCUGCGACUCCUUCCGCGAGCUCGAGGUCGUCCUUCCGAAUGGUGAGAUCGUUACAGCAUCUCCGACUGAGAAUGAAGACCUCUUCUUCGUCAAUCGCGGUGGCGGGGGAAAUGCGUAUGGCGUUGUCACAAAGUACACAAUACAGACCCGACCUUCCGGCACAUUCUACGCCGGUAACCUCAUCUACGUUCUCGACUUGAAAGAUAAAGUCCUAGAAGCCAUCCGCGACUUUACCCGCUACAACACCGACCCCAAAGCCUCCAUCAUCGGCACCUACGAGAAAAUCCUCACGCCCUCCUUAGGCGACCUGGAUCUCGACCAAGCAAUCAUCAUGUUCCUCGUCUACGACGGCCCAGACGCCGGAAAUGUCUUCGACAACUUCACCAGCAUCCCGCACCUGCUCAACACUCUCGGGAAGAAGAGCUACCCCGAAGUCGUCAACAUGCCCACCCCCCUCUCCACGGAAAUCAGCCGCGGCGACAACAUCUUCCGCGUCCAAGUCCAUGGCAUCGACGACGACUCGUACAAAACGGCUUUCGACGCCUGGGACAAGUGGUGCGAGGACAACAAAGGCGACUAUAUCCUUUCAUCGCUCGACUUCCAGCCGGUGCCGAAGUCCCUCACGGACGCUUCGAAUUCACAGAACGGAGGGAAUGCUAUGCAGAUGCCUUCCGGGCCCUGGUUCUGGCUGAACUUCUUGCUCUCGACGCCGCCGCUCCUACCGAAAGCGCGGUAUGAUAGUAUCCAAGCGAGUUUUAGGGAUAUGGUGAACAGCGUGCCGAAUGCGGAGGGGUUACCGCUGUUUAUCAAUGAUGCGGCGGCGGAUCAGGACCCGUUGAAGACGUUCUCGACGUACAGCCGACUUCAGGAGAUCCAGGCGAAGUACGAUCCCGACGACUUCUUUGCUGAUUACACCGGCGGGUGGUCGUUUGGCUAG
Messenger RNA from Saxophila tyrrhenica, 1494 nucleotides. RefSeq lists its product as uncharacterized. The transcript has 2 exons. The coding region runs from base 1 to 1494 and encodes 497 amino acids. Gene Ontology annotation, molecular function: FAD binding. NCBI's taxonomy places the organism in Eukaryota, Fungi, Ascomycota, Dothideomycetes, Mycosphaerellales, Extremaceae. The record is from RefSeq and is a predicted model, not a curated record.